This is a messenger RNA of Enhydra lutris kenyoni (northern sea otter), 795 nucleotides long. RefSeq names its product leucine-rich repeat-containing protein 51. Gene Ontology annotation, molecular function: protein binding. The record is from RefSeq and is a predicted model, not a curated record. The coding region runs from base 140 to 745 and encodes 201 amino acids. NCBI's taxonomy places the organism in Eukaryota, Metazoa, Chordata, Mammalia, Carnivora, Mustelidae. The transcript is spliced from 5 exons.
GGGUAUUUCCAUUUUAACAGAAAACAAUCCCUGAACCCAAAGGAAUGAAUCCCUAAUGGUGGAGUUUCAGGCAUUGGUGACAGGCUGAACCCGGACUCCCAGGGCCAGUGCUUACACCUGACAAAUGAUGGCCUGAGCUAUGAGCAGACAGGACUAUAUGAACACUUCGGUGCAAGAGCCCCCUCUUGACUACUCCUUCCGAAGCAUCCACGUGAUCCAAGACCUGAUGAGCGAGGAGCCACGGACAGGGCUACGACCACUAAGGCACUCAAAGUCAGGGAAGUCACUGACCCAGUCCCUGUGGCUGAACAACAAUGUCCUCAAUGACCUCAGAGACUUUAGCCAUGUGAUUUCACUGCUUCUGGAGCAUCCAGAGAACCUGGCCUGGAUCGACCUGUCCUUCAAUGACCUGACUUCCAUCGACCCUGUCCUGACAACUUUCUUCAACCUCAGUGUACUCUAUCUCCAUGGCAACAGCAUCCAGCGCCUGGGAGAGGUGAACAAGCUGGCUGUCCUCCCACGGCUCCGGAGCCUGACACUCCACGGGAAUCCCAUAGAGGAAGAGAAGGGGUAUAGGCAAUAUGUGCUGUGCACCCUGCCCCGUAUCACCACACUCGACUUCAGCGGGGUCACCAAAGCAGACCGUGCCACAGCAGAAGUGUGGAAACGCAUGAACAUCAAGCCCAAGAAGGUCCAGAUCAAGCAGAAUGCACUCUUGAGGUUCCCAGGGCCCCAGCAGUCCUAAAGGCUGAAGACAGUCAGUUUGGUUUAACAAUAAACGAUUUGAGCAGUUGA